AUGGGCAAGCACCGCACAGCACGAAAAUUCACCGGUGCCCAAAAGCUGGACAAAAAUAGCGGACUCGGGCAUGCACUAGAGAAUGCAAGACAACGAGAUAAGCGGGAACAGCAGGCACACAUGCAAUCUGCAAAUCCCGCUGCUGAAACGUUCAAGCAAAUUCAUGGGCCCACUAUUCGCAGUGUUGUCGAAGAAUGCGAUCUGGAAGCUAUCAUAGCCCGAGCUGUUGCCGAAGGCCGAGAGUUCACUAUGAAGCAGGAAGCUACACUCUUGCACGAACAGAACUUCCAGGCUGAACUGCAAGUUUCCCCCACAACCUCUCAGCUUUCGUAUAUCGCCACACGAAAAAAUCUGUUGCGCAUACCACGUCGCCCGGCCUGGUGCGUCGGUAUGUCUAAAGAGGAGCUGCAGUCUCGCGAGCAAGAAGCCUUUUACAUUUGGCGUUCAGAGCUUGCGAAACUUGAGCAGGAGCGAGUUGUUACGGUCACCCCUUUUGAGAAAAAUCUUGAUAUUUGGCGACAGCUUUGGCGUGUUGUGGAGCGGUCCGAUAUUCUAUUUCAGGUUGUUGAUUGUAGGAACCCUUUGUUGUUCCGCUCGUCAGACCUUGUGCAGUACAUGAAGGAGAUUGGGUUGCGGCAGAAAACAUAUAAGAGGAGUGUUUUGCUUUUAAAUAAGGCAGACCUUGUUCCUCUAGAAGCAAGAAAGAUAUGGACGCAGUAUUUUGCAGCAAAUCGUAUUGAGCACGUAUACUUUUCCGCUCUUCGUGAGGAAGCCCUCAUCAAGCUUAUAGCAUACCAGAUAAAUAAGCAUGAACGAGACCUCAAAGAGCAGGAGGCUCUUAUUAGAGCGGGAGUUUGUAGCUAUAAGGACGCAGUGCAGCGGCUUGAAAACGACCUCGAAGAAGACGUGCCAUCCGAGAAUUCUGUAGCAGAUAUCUCUGAGAAAGAAGAGGCUGAUCUUCCCGACCACGACGCAGAUCAGCCACGAAAGAAAAAAGGGAAGCGAGUAAAGCCCGUCUCUGAGGACGUAUUAGAGAGGAUCAAACUGGAGUAUGACCUCAUCAUUAGUCGCGACGAUACCGAUGAGCCUCUUCCCUUUAAAUAUCUUGAUACUGGUGCCGGGAUAUCAUCUCCCGCUGAUCUCAACUUACUAAAGUCCUCUAGAAUACUCACGCGUGACGAGCUUAUUGUGGUAAUAAAUUUACUCUCAGAGGAGGUUCGAAGGGAGGGGGUUAGGCUAAACUGUGCAAAAAGAGACUCUGAUACCAUCACAAUCGGAAUGGCUGGAUACCCCAACGUGGGAAAGUCCAGCCUGAUUAAUGUCAUUGCAAUUGAGACAGGCGUAAGGACCGCUGUAGCGGCAACGCCCGGGAAAACUAAGCAUUUCCAAACUAUCGUCUUGAGCCCGACCAUCACGCUUUGCGAUUGCCCUGGAUUGAUUUUCCCAUCAUUCACGCACUGUCGUAGCGAUCUGCUCUGCAAUGGCAUCCUAUCAAUAGACAACGAAAGGGAUUACAUGGCACCGAUCAGAUUGGUCGCAGCGAGAAUACCCAAGCGCGUCUUUGAAAAGGUGUAUAAUGUACAAAUCAAAGAUGUGGAUAAGUUUAGCGUCGCCCAGCUACCGGUCGGCGUCAAUCCUGCAGAGGUGUACGCCACAGCCGAGCAGAUAUGUGAUGCCCUGGCCUUGCGCCAUGGGUACAUGCAGUCUUACGGCGGGACUGACCGUGCCCGUAUAGCAAGAAUCAUACUAAAAGACAUGCUAAAAGGGAAGUUAGUCUGGAUUUCUCUUCCCAGUGCAGCUCCGUGA
Messenger RNA from Giardia duodenalis, 1806 nucleotides. Its product is annotated as GTP-binding protein. The transcript has a single exon. The record is from RefSeq and is a predicted model, not a curated record. NCBI's taxonomy places the organism in Eukaryota, Fornicata, Diplomonadida, Hexamitidae. Gene Ontology annotation, molecular function: GTP binding; GTPase activity. Bases 1 to 1806 code for a protein of 601 amino acids. Gene Ontology annotation, cellular component: cytosol.